AUGGCGAAAGCUUCCCAUACAUUGCAAAAAGGUGCUGUUGUCCAGCAGGCCGCCAAAGCCCAUAACCUGAAAGGUCAACUGCCUGAAGGGAGCAUCGAAUCCUUGACAACAACCAUUCGUUUCGUCACGCUGAAAUGCCGAACACUAUCGAGUGAACUCCAAAAAGCCGCUCUAUCCAGACUUCUGCGAUAUCUCUUCGUGCCUUUUGUUGCAUUGCAGGAAACACGCAUGAGAGAUAGGCCUGUCAUCAGCAUCGAAAAUUACACCAUAUACUGCGGCGAUGCUGAUGAGAACAAAGUAGGUGGCUGCGCGAUAGCUGUGAGGAACGAUUACAAGAACCUGGUGGAGAAAUUUGGCCCAACCUCGUCUAGAUGCGUCUUUCUACGACUGCGGGAUCGCAGAGGAUGUAAACUCUGGAUCGUAAGUGCUCACGCACCUACGGAAACCGCUGAGGACAACAGUAAGGACGCCUUCUAUGAUGAACUCAAUGCGUUGAUGUCUAAAAUACCAAGCCAGCAGGUGGUCAUUGUCGGAAUCGACGCAAAUGCAAAGAUGGGACUCAAACAGCAAUCCGAUGUGCUAAGAAAAUGGUAUUAUCCAGCGGAGCCCACGUCGGACAACGGCGACCGUCUGGUCGACUUGUGCGAACAGGCGGGCCUCGUCAUCGCCUCCACGUUUAAGAGGAAUCAUCGACGCCAUCAGCUCACGUGGCAAGGGUCAACCCUUUUAACCCCUGAAGAGCAGCGCAAGCGGAAGAUGAGGACUCUUAAGCUUCAGCUCGACUACGUUCUGGCGAGGAACAUUCCUCAGUCAGAUAUCCGAAAAUCUAGAGCUGUUUGGGACGUCGCGUUCGACUCUGACCACCGCCCAAUUCUUUUCAGCUUUAAGAUACGAUUCAACAAGAGAAACCGAGGAGUUCCUCUUCAACCGAAAAUCGACAUGGCAGGUCUGAAAGACGAUGAAUGCAGAACAAGAUUCCGCCAACGUGUGUCUAUUCAUUUUGGAGUACGGACCAGGAAGAAACAUAGCGAUGUGGAUUCCUUCACAAAGUGCAUCCAGGACGCUGCAAGGAAAAUGCUCCCGGUUCUAUUGCCGCGGAAGAAGUUUGCCUUUGCAUCUGCGGAAACAAAAUCCACGUACAAUUCUGUAUGUGUCGCGCGCAGCGCUGGUGACUUCAACCAGGAAAAGCGUCUUAGAAGGAAGCUGCGUCGUCAACUGCAACAAGACCGCGAUAACGAGUGGACGUCAAAAACGAUGGAGUGA
Messenger RNA from Necator americanus (New World hookworm), 1263 nucleotides. RefSeq lists its product as uncharacterized. The coding region runs from base 1 to 1263 and encodes 420 amino acids. Gene Ontology annotation, biological process: chromatin remodeling. Lineage: Eukaryota; Metazoa; Nematoda; Chromadorea; Rhabditida; Ancylostomatidae. The transcript has a single exon. Gene Ontology annotation, molecular function: catalytic activity. The record is from RefSeq and is a predicted model, not a curated record. Gene Ontology annotation, cellular component: nucleus.